Molecule: messenger RNA, 828 nt
Organism: Trichomonas vaginalis G3
Lineage: Eukaryota; Parabasalia; Trichomonadida; Trichomonadidae
Product: ATPase protein
Exons: 1
Coding region: 1-828 (275 amino acids)
Biological process (GO): post-translational protein targeting to endoplasmic reticulum membrane
Cellular component (GO): GET complex
Molecular function (GO): ATP hydrolysis activity; ATP binding
Source: RefSeq, a predicted model, not a curated record
AUGGUACUUGAUUCAGAUUUUAAAUGGAUAUUUGUUGGAGGACGAAAUGAAGCUGGUAAGUCCACAAUUGCUGCAAGUAUCGCUCUCCAACUAUCAAAAAUCAAAAACAGAGUAUUGUUGAUUUCACUUGACCCAACUGAAAGCCUAAAUGCUAUCUUCAAAACAAAAUUUAACGAUUUACCGAAACACAUACCCGGAUCAAAGACACUUUGGGUAAUGUAUUCAUAUUUCAAAUAUAAUUCGCCAAUUGGUGAAAUAGAAACAAGCGCUCUAGCGAAUAUUUUUGCUAACAUCAUGAUAGAUGACUUCGAUGUUGUCGUUUUCGAUAUGUACUCCAUUAAAAGCACAGUUUCUUUAUUCGAAAUUACAAUGAAAUCUGCUGCACGUUUAAAUUCUUCAAGCAUUGAAUCUAUUAUAUCGCUUUUUGAAUCAUUUAUAUUCGAUACACGUAAAAUAACAAGCCUUCUCAGACAAACAACAAAAAGAUUAAAAAAUAAUAAAGAAACAGCUUUCGUAAUCUGCUUACAUCCGAAUUAUUGGCCUUUACUAGAUACAGAAAAUCUAUACCAAUACUUAAUAGAAGAAAAAAUUUCAAUUCCAUACAUGAUUAUCAAUAAAAUUUAUGAAAAAGAAGAGUCUAGUUGUCAAAGAUGCGUUUGGUUUGGCUCAAGACAGCAAGACUUCAUUAAAAAUAUAUACGAUCUCUAUCAGGACAUAGAAAUAGUUAAAAUUCCGUAUUUAUAUGAUGAAAUCGCUGGAACUGACAGUUUACAGAGCAUAAUAGACUACAUGCAACCAUUAUUUUCCUCAAAAAUUCAAGAAAAAUAA